Molecule: messenger RNA, 1062 nt
Organism: Brenthis ino (lesser marbled fritillary)
Lineage: Eukaryota; Metazoa; Arthropoda; Insecta; Lepidoptera; Nymphalidae
Source: the annotation of a GenBank genome assembly
AUGAUGACUAUAGUAAAGCUCAAUACGUUAUCAACGAAUGAUAAAGUAUACUACAAAAAAGAAAUAAUAACUAUCGUAGAAUUCUUAUUGUUACAGAUACUCAUAAUCGUCCUUCUGAUAAAAGCAGCGUCUUGCAGUGAAAUAUCAAAAGUCUUAGGAGAGAGGGUAAAUUAUAAUAUAACAAAACUAUAUCCAGUGAAAAAUAUCACUUACCACGUAAAAGAAAACGACAACGUUGUCUCUGAACAGAAACUCGAUCAAGACAAUAAAAUCUUAGAAAGAAAUGUUAAUAAUAAAGUCGAUAUCAAAUCUUCUAAGCAUUCAUCUGAAUAUAAUAGCGAAGAAAGUAAUGAAAUGAAAAAUAACCUUGAAUCUGAAUUAGGGGAAAAAGACGUCAAAUCAGAGCCCAGGAAUCUUAAAGUUAAUAAAACUACUUGGACCAUAGACGCAGCUUAUGACUCUUCGAAGAUUAAAGAAAAUGACGACCACAAAAAUAAAACAUAUAAGGAUAGUAAUAGUAGUUUUAAGAAUGAAACCAAAGGAAAAGAAUUUAAGCCGAGCCCACAUCUAGGAAGUUUUUACGAAGAAGGUACUUUCAUUAUACCACCGCAUUCAACGGAGGAGUCAUUCUUCCCCUUUGACAAGCCAUCAUCAGGGUUUACCAGUUUUCCAAAAGACUUCAUCCAAUUGCAAUACAAAAAACCACUCGAUGCCUACCCGCCCCAUAUACAUUCUCAAUAUAAUUUCGAGAACAAUAUACCCAGUAAGGAGCAUUUCGAGACAGGACUAGAGGCUCGGCCUACAGUUGAGACCCCCGUGAAUAUCCCUGCGGGAGGCCUGUACCAGCGGCCAGAUUUGUUCAAAGAAAAACCUGGUACAGACGGAGAUGACGCAAAUUUUGGAUUAGAAUUUAAUGAUGAAAAGAAUGUUGCGAUCAAACAAAGAAGAGUGAACCCUUGGAAAAGUGUACUGAAUUUUGUCACCGCGCUCAUCCCGGUCGGCAUCAUCAUAUCAGCCUUGACACCUAGCAUCAUCACUUUAGAAAACGUCGACAACAAUCAA